Dreissena polymorpha is the source of this 1393-nucleotide messenger RNA. RefSeq lists its product as uncharacterized. The record is from RefSeq and is a predicted model, not a curated record. The transcript has 2 exons. Bases 145 to 1104 code for a protein of 319 amino acids. NCBI's taxonomy places the organism in Eukaryota, Metazoa, Mollusca, Bivalvia, Myida, Dreissenidae.
UAAGGCGGUAGAUUCACUCGAGGUCCGCUUAUACACGCGUUAAGAACACGCAACUGAAUUGUAUUUGUAAUUUUAAAUGCUUUCGAAUAAUUGUGUUUAUUUGCAUCCUGGAAUACACUCCUUUGAUUUUUUUUGUAAUUUAAAAUGUUUAAGAACAAGUUACAAAUCGCAUGGAAGCCGUUUACUGUGGGUUUUUGUACUUGUGCAUUUCUUUUUUAUGUCGUGUUGGUGGUGUCGCGGACUAACACAGAUAACGUGUUAACAAUCCCAAGAAGGAUUUGGGACCCAGUCGAUGUGAAGGCAGAUGGACAAGUUGCUUCCGACCAGAGAGUAAAAUCCACACCCACAGUCAGCGAUCGCAUUCGGCAGGUACUGAUACAUGGAAACGGGAUUUAUAAUUUGAACCCAGAUCUACGUAACAAGGAUUCUUUCUCGCAGUAUGGGCAAGAUAAGUACCUUAGCAAUCAUUUUGGGUCGAAAAGAAAUGGUUUUUUUGUUGAAAUCGGAGCGUAUGACGGACAGUCUCUAUCAAACACACUACUCUUUGAAAUGAAGAACAACUGGACGGGACUUUUGAUUGAAGCCAAUCCCCACAUGUUUUCUUACAUAGCUUCUGUAAACAGAAACUGUUAUGCUAUCAACUGUUGUCUUGGAUACACGAAUACGUCUUUGACAUUUACUAUCGCCGGUAUGAUUUCCAGUGCAGAUGCAGUCAUAACUGCACAGCACAGGAAUAGGAUAAACAGCGAAAGUAUGAAUGCUAAAAAUGACAAAACGUUCAACACAGCCGUUACCGUUCAAUGUUUCAGCCUCUUUGACAUUCUGAACGUGAUUGGAACCAGACAGGUGGAUUACUUCUCACUGGAUGUUGAAGGCGCGGAAUUGUACAUCCUGGAGUCCAUAGACUGGAACCAAAUUGACAUUGAUGUCUUCACCAUAGAAACGGAUCAACAUAGAGACAAAAUAAUGUCGUUCAUGAAGGACCACGGAUAUAGGUGGCUAACACACUUAAUUGGAGAUGAUAUUUUUAGUAAAGAACGCAACUUAGACGCUACAAAACCUAUACUUUGGCAAAGCAUGAAUAUUUUUGGCACGCUGCAGUAGGUCACGCGUAAUAUUGCACGUGAAUUAUCUUUAAUAAGACGGACAGAGUCAUUAGAAAGUCACUUACAAAGGUGUUAUCACAGGAUUAGGCUAAUUUUAAGUAUAUGUUUUUAAUAACAACUCAAAGAGCAAAUUUGAUUUAUGCAUAUUAUCUUGGUAUAACUAUUCUCAAUUCUUUUGUUAGUUGCAAGUGCUGUUGGUUUUAUAUUUAUUUUAGUCCGGAGUGUUUUAUAUGCCUUGCGUGUAGUUAUGUGUAUUAAAUGAUUUGGAAAAAAAAUCUGAUAAAUAA